AAACUUCAUUAUUGAAGACGUUACAAUAAUACUCGCAUGUGCUAAAGAUGCGACAAAUUCAGCAAGUUGUAUACAUUUUAUUAUAUCUACAAUUUCUCGUCCACAAUGUGUUCACAUUUAACAUCGACAUUUCAUCGAAAGAAACAAGCGAUACCAGCGAUACAAAUGAUAUAAUGUGGAUUAAUGAAUGGGAAUGCAGCUCUAAUAAUGAUUGUACGGCGAAAAACAGUGUGUGCAAUAACAGUUUGUGUCAGUGCGCGUCCGGAUUUAUUUUUAACGCUGAUAUGACAGCCUGCGUUAAAGUUGCAACUAGAUUUUAUGAUUUAUGUGAGGAUACAAUACAGUGUUCGGCUUAUCUCCUCAGUGGCGCUAAAUGUGUGGAAAAUGUCUGUGUAUGUGGUCCUGGUUACUACUAUCUACAUGGUAGAUGUAAUCGGCACGUCGGCUUAUUCGAGAAGUGUAAGCAAAAUAUUGACUGCUAUGUGAACGCCGACUUUGAAGCAAGCACUUGCGAUGCAGGAAUUUGCAAAUGUAGUCCUGGCUUUUACCAGCGUGAAUAUCGCACUUGUCGGAAAGAGGGGAAAGCCGUCGGCGACGAGUGCACAGUUGAUAUCGAUUGUACUUUCGGUAAUGCGACAUGUAGUAAGUUCGUAUGCGCUGUAAAAUCCGAAGCUGAUGAAACUGUCGAACUUUGGUCUGACGUCAUAUCGACCAAAGAAAUUUCGGAUAAAGAGGUGGGCAGUAAUUGUAAGACCGACGAGGACUGUAAAGAAAUGGGAAAUGCCAUAUGCGGUCCUACCGGGACAUGCCGUUGUGACCGUGCACAUUUCGCAUCGAAUACAAGCACCAAAUGUAUCCCAGAACUUGGAGAACCCUGUCACAAGGACGACGACAGCUACAUCAAGAAUUCUAUUUGUCGUGAAGGGAGAUGGAGUUGUACGACAGGCACGGUUGCAUCUAAAGAUAAUCGCGAAUGCCUUAAUGCGACCAGAGAGUAUAUGGGAAAUUGCCAGCUGAACGAACAGUGUUAUAUCUUUGGUCCGGAUGCUGUAUGUGAUAAUAAUACAUGUAUAUGCAACGAGAAUAUUUCCCAUUAUGUGGAGAGUGAACUCUUUUGCUGGGGAAACACGGGGCUCGGUGAAACUUGCAAACAAGACCGAGACUGUUAUGUGAAAGAUUUCAAAGGCAAUCUAGCAUGCAAUGGUACAUGCGGCUGUCCCGAGGGCACGCACUUAAGCAAGGACAAAAUAACUUGUAUAGGACCAACAGAAAUUGGAGACGUUUGCGAAAUAAACAGUGAUUGUGCAACAAUUCCGCAUUCUACUUGUGAAAAAAAGAAAAAAGUGUGCACGUGUGCCAAGAACUAUUAUGAAUCACACAAGCUUUGUUUGCCAGGUAUCAAUGCUAAAUGCAUAGAUGACGAGAGUUGCGCACCAGAGAAUUCCAUAUGUAUUUCAAACAAAUGUUUUUGUAAACCAAAUUACGCGGAGGUGUCUGUUAAUUUAUGCAUGCCAGUAUCAAGAUUUGGCGAGCCUUGUUUAGCGGACUCUCAAUGUUUUGCCGUUACAGUAAACGCAAUUUGCAACGCGACCGUUGAGAAAAACAAAACUAAUACUGCAGAUGUAAUGGUGUCGUCAACGGUAGCAGAAAGCAAAGUGUGUAUCUGUAACAAAACAAGUAAUAUGACCUACAGAUUCGGAGGAUGUUAUAAGGAGAGAUUUCUUGAGGAAACUUGUACGAAUUUACGCGAAUGUUACGAAACCUCAGAAGAGGAUCAGAACCAUCAGAACAGAAUAGUUUGCAAAAACGGGAAAUGCGCGUGCACUUGGGGCUACAUGAAGUUGAACAGUAGUGUCUGUGUAGAACAUCCGCAACAUUCAAAAUUCUUUUUUAGGGGUGGUGCAACUAACGUCGUAUCUAUGGGACUUCUUUUAAUCAUAUCUUUUAUACUUUCUAGUAAAUUAUUUUAGAUUUGUC
Temnothorax curvispinosus is the source of this 1977-nucleotide messenger RNA. RefSeq names its product protein draper-like. The record is from RefSeq and is a predicted model, not a curated record. NCBI's taxonomy places the organism in Eukaryota, Metazoa, Arthropoda, Insecta, Hymenoptera, Formicidae. Gene Ontology annotation, molecular function: heme binding; peroxidase activity. The transcript has 13 exons. Gene Ontology annotation, biological process: response to oxidative stress. The coding region runs from base 48 to 1970 and encodes 640 amino acids.